UCGAGAAUUUAGAAUUUUUAUAUUAACUCGGAAAGAAAUUUUUUUAAUUAAUUUUAGAACCAUUUUUUAAAUAUCAAAGAAUUUUCAUUAAUUGUAAGUUAGAUAAUGCUAUAAUAAGUCAUUUUUAUAUUGCUAGAAUAACGAAUUGAAUAAUUCAUUAAUCAGGUACAAAUUUUCAAAUAAUGCCAAAAAAUCCAUUUGUAGCCAGUAAAUCGCGUAAGAAAAAAAAAUCAAAAAAAAUUGUUCAAAAAUUUAAUGAAAAUACUAUUGUUCCUAAUAAGCCAUUUUGCCCUCGAAACAUGGUGCGAUAUGAUGAUGUACCAGGGUAUGAUGUUAUGUGGACCUGUAAAAUAUGCUUAAGAUGUUUAUUGAGUGAAAAUGCAGUUUAUGAGCAUUUGGCCGAGUGUAAAAAGUCUACAUACGAAUUAAACUCCGACACACAUCCAAAAGUCAAUUUUAAUGAUGGUGAGGUUCGUCAGUAUAUUUGUAAAUAUUGUGACCAAGUUUUUUCACGUAUGGUUACAUUGACAAAACACGAAGAACAGCAUGAAAUAUCUGCCAGUAGUCCAGAUGGUGAAUCUGACAGUGAUAAAUUUUUAUUAAAUAUAAAAACAUCAAACAAUUAAUAGAAAGUGCUAUAAAAUGAAAUGUCUCCUUAUACUUGAAGUUUUAAUGAAAAAUCAAUAUGUUACAUAGUAACUAUUUAAUUAAUUAAUAAUUUAAUUAUAGAGUCAAAAUUAUGAUAUGUAUAAAUUAAUAAUGUUUAAAAAUUUUGAGUAUUUAUUAGCUUGGUUUAUACUAAACUAUUUAUAUUUGUAAAAAAUGAUAAAUCUAUUGUAAUGGCUGUUCCAUUUGCAUGAUAAAGUAUACUCCUCCUUUAAAAAUAAAUUGUAGUGUACCUAAUUUUUCAUAAGAAAUGUUAAGUUGUUUGAAGUUUACAUGAAUAUGUUAAUAUGGUUGUAUAAAACCAUUAAAACAUUGAAUAAUCUCAAAUUAUGAACACACCUGACAUUUUAUUUAACAAAUUAUUUUAUGUAAACAUAAAAUUACUUUAUUUUUAUUUAUUUUUUUUACUAGUUAAUUUACAAUUAAUUAAAAUAAAUGUAAUUAGCAAUGUACAUCAGCAAUUGAUUAUAAUGUAUAAGAUUAUUGAACAAAAUAUAACUUUAGAAUAAGCCUCA
Messenger RNA from Daktulosphaira vitifoliae (grape phylloxera), 1181 nucleotides. RefSeq lists its product as uncharacterized. NCBI's taxonomy places the organism in Eukaryota, Metazoa, Arthropoda, Insecta, Hemiptera, Phylloxeridae. The transcript has 3 exons. The record is from RefSeq and is a predicted model, not a curated record. The coding region runs from base 183 to 626 and encodes 147 amino acids.